AUGAAAAUCCCCGGCCUGCCCUUGAUCCUCCUCCUGGCCACCCUCCUAGCCGGCGUGUCCGCCCUCCCUCCAGUUCCCUGCCCAUCACGCGGCAAGCCGGUCGGAGGGGUAGAACUCUCCUACAGGGUGCCUUGUGAGGCAAUAAGGAAGUGUACGGGCGGGUACCCGGAACAUGGCGGUCGCUGCAACAACCCUGCCUUCGCCGUUAGGUACCGUUGUCGGCCAUGUCGCAAGGACGUUCCGGGUCAACAAAACUGUGGUCACAUACACCAAGAUGCUUGCGGAUGCGGAGUGCGGCCGGAUUCGCCUUAA
Molecule: messenger RNA, 312 nt
Organism: Puccinia triticina
Lineage: Eukaryota; Fungi; Basidiomycota; Pucciniomycetes; Pucciniales; Pucciniaceae
Exons: 1
Coding region: 1-312 (103 amino acids)
Source: RefSeq, a predicted model, not a curated record